Messenger RNA from Neolamprologus brichardi, 4681 nucleotides. RefSeq names its product transmembrane protein 39A (gene tmem39a). The record is from RefSeq and is a predicted model, not a curated record. Gene Ontology annotation, cellular component: endoplasmic reticulum membrane. Gene Ontology annotation, biological process: negative regulation of autophagosome assembly; negative regulation of autophagosome maturation. NCBI's taxonomy places the organism in Eukaryota, Metazoa, Chordata, Actinopteri, Cichliformes, Cichlidae.
ACGCGCAGAGGCGGUGCGGGUUUGCCACGUCGGUCUCUGUGCAACGCAUUUACACUGUUGCUCUUCCAGCCCAGGGCUAACUUUUUGAGGCGUUUAGUGCUCUCCCCCCGAGAAAAGGCGACCCCCCCAGUGUCGCCCUCGCCGCUGUAGCCCGUCGCCACAGCAGCUCAGUCCAGGGAAUUGAAGCUGAAAGGCGGAGAAAUGCUCGGUACUGCCCGGACUCGCCGCACAACUGACUGAUGCAUCCUCGUCCAGCUCAGCCGCCCGCAUGUUGUCGAUGUUUUUGGCCUGGCAGUACAUGGUGGCUCACUGAGGAGGAAGGGGGAAGUCCCAGUGGCUUUUGGUUGGUGGGCUCUGCCCUUGGUUGCCACAGUAAUAGGCGACCAUGCCAGGAGGUCGCAGGGGUCCCAGCAGACAGCAGCUAAGUCGCUCCGCUCUGCCGUCCCUGCAGACUCUGGUCGGAGGAAACGUCGGGAAUGGUACAGGCCUCAGGAACAGGAGCAGUAACACGCUGGGUCUAUCUGCUCCACCCAUCUCAGCCCUCAUUACUCCGGAGCCGGUGCGUCACUCGAGGAUCCCCGAGCUGCCAUUGGACAGCAGUCUGCUGUUUGAGUUCCUGCUUUUUCUCUAUUUGCUGGUGGCCUUGUUUGUCCAGUACAUAAACAUCUACAGGACAGUGUGGUGGUACCCAUACAGCCACCCUGCUGCCUCUACCUCGCUCAACUUUCAUUUAAUGGACUACCACCUGGCUAUCUUCAUCACAGUAAUGCUGGCCAGGAGGCUCGUUUGGACAAUUGUUUCUGAGGUGUCUCAGUGCAGCGGGGGGUCUCUGCUGCGCUACGUGCUUCUAAUCGCAGCUCGACUCAGCCUGCUGACCCUGUGCGGCUGGGUGCUGUGCUGGACGCUGGUCAACCUCUACAAGGAAAACUCUGUUCUUAACCUCCUCUUCCUGGGAUAUCCAUUCGGUGUUUAUGUCCCACUCUGCUGUUUCCAUCAAGAGGGAGGGAAAAGCCAGGCGGCACCAGCCGACUGCGAUUACACAGCUGACCACCAGCAGACCGACCUAACAGAAACCCCCUUCUUCCGACCACGCGACUUCCUCUUCCUGUUACGAGAGAACCUCAGAGAGCAGUUUUCCAGCCCCCCACACAUGCCCACACACACCUGCCCGCCACCCACACACUCUCACACACCAGAGCUGAUUCGAGCAGAGGUGGAGGAGCUGAAGAGCGACUUCAACCGGCGAAUCAAGGAAGUGCUUUUCAACUCGCUCUUCAGCGCUUACUACGUAGCCUUUCUGCCCCUCUGCUUUGUUGAGAGCACCCAGUACUAUGACAUGCGCUGGUCAUGUGAGCAUCUCAUCAUGGUGUGGAUCAAUGCAUUCGUGAUGCUGAUGAGCCAGCUGCUGCCCCCCAGUUACUGCGACCUGCUUCAUCGCUCGGCGGCUCACCUCGGCCGCUGGCAGAAGCUGGAGCACGGCUCAUACAGUAACGCACCUCAACACAUGUGGUCAGAAAGCACCAUUUGGCCUCAGGGGGUGUUAGUACGACAUAGUCGAAGUCUGUAUAAGGCGGUUGGUCCCUAUAAUGUGGCUCUCCCCUCUGAUGUUUCUCAUGCAAGAUUUUAUUUCCUGUUCCACAAGCCGCUGCGGAUCUUGAACCUGCUGAUCUGGAUCGAGUCCAGCGUGGUUUUGUACCAGUUAUACUCUCUGCUGCGCUCUGAGCGCUGGAACCACACAUUGUCUCUGGGCCUUAUUCUCUUCUGCAACUACUAUGUCCUCUUCAAACUACUCCGAGACCGCAUCGUGCUGGGCAAAGCCUAUUCCUACCCUCUGUCCUCCAACAGUUUGGGGCUCAAGUCGCAGUAAAGACUACACGGCGAGACCUCUCCUACAAACUCUGGACGCGGAGGCGAGACGGAUGGAGGCCUGAUGGAAGUGGAAGGCGCUUGGAGAUUAAGGGACAGACUGUGAACUCAUAAUUGUGUUUUGAUACGGUUCAAUUUUUAAUGCAGUGUUUAUAUAUAGACCUAUUUAAAAGAAUAUUUUUAUUUUGUAUACUAUUUCGAGUUACACCGGGCAUUACCACGCUCAUGUCAUUAGCAUGUUGUGUUAUGUUGUUGCUAGGUGACAGGGAAGUCAGGGAAUGCCAGGAAGUGACUUUUCACCAAAGAUAUUUUAAGUGCAGGCGGCCAAUGACGGCACAGACUUUGCCUUUGACAGUCGGUUAAAACAGGCGUUCGAUUCAGAGCAGAGGGAGGUUUCAUGCUUGGGUCCUGAUUGUCCUUUAUUCUGCUUCAGUCUUAAAUCUGGAACCAGUCAUUUUUGGGGGCAUCAGCACGAUUUCUUCAUUUCAGUAUUGGUGCACCUCUUCGUCUCUAAAAGGAAUAAUUUGAGAUUUUUGGGAAAUGUGCUUAUUGUCUUUUGAUCAAAGUUAGACACUCAAUCUGUUAACAUUAGCAAAUGCAAGAAAAAUAGCUAGUCUGACAAAUGAUUACCGUACCUUUUCAUACCUGGGAGUCAAAUCCUGCUGUUCUGCUACAAGUCUCUGCCGUCACAAAGAUGCACAUUAGUAGACUGCUUGUGUUUUGUCCUCCCCCCUUUUGUUUUUAUUUACUUGGGGAUUGGCCAUUUUUCAUGAUUUGGGUUAAAUGUCCCUUUGCAAAGUUAGCUCUCUAAAGAAAAGCAACACUUAAAGGUUCCCAGUGUGUUUAAAUUUAAAUACCAAGGGCUCCUGUACAGGCGUCCGUGUUAGAUAUAUCACUGUUUCCACUGCUGCAACCUCUGUAGUGACCCUAAAGGACAUCUUUUUGUUUAUAUCUCUGAGAUGGCUUUAACAUAAUGGCAGAAUCUGAUUCCCUGUGAGUGAAACUUUUUUUUUUUAAUAUUUAUUUAUUUAAUUGAAACAAAAGUCAAAGGGUAAAAAUAAAUCUGUCCAGUCGGUACAUGUGAAACAUGUUCAUAUUAAUGAGCUUUAGGGGUCGUUGUAGGUAAUUUUAGUGAUUUUUGGUUUGUGCAGGAUUGGCUGUUCCACUGUAUAAAUACUUAAACCUACGUUAAAAAGUCAGCUGAAGCUACGAUCGAGGCAAGAGUGUGAUAUGAAUCUUAUUAUCGAAAUGUAAAAGGAUGAGAACAUUUCCUGAGAGUAAGUAUUCCUUUAAGCAAAGUCUCAGUCUGUUAUUUUUUACUCAAAGUCCAAUAAACUGUUCAUGCAAACUGACUCGAGAGCAGUCUGGAAGAAAAACACAGUUGGUACUCCAAUCCGCGGCCUCCGCAGACAAUGCCGUGUUCUUCUCAUUCAGCUUCUAACCAUGUUUUCACAGUUAGUAUCUGCUUGCUUCGUAUCACUGGCUAACUGGAGGGUGGAGUAACAGCACCAGUCUCGAAACAACCUCACAAGCGUCAGACAGAAAAUCUUUUGUCUGGCAUCCUUAAACUCACUGCGCACUCAUGAAAGUCCAAGUGCAGUGCUUAAAGUGAGAAAGGCUGCUGCUGUGAGAGGGUGAUGCCUGAGCACACUUUCACACACUGAAAUCUGGCUACAAUACACCAUGUUACUUAAUGUUCAUCCAGUCACUUGAAUGUUUCAAGUAUGAUGGGAUAUAGGACUGUAUCACAUCAGGUCUGUGUCUGUUGUGGACUGAAACAUCCUUCAUCAUCACCCUUGACCCACUGCAAAUAAGUCACUGUCACCAUGCUCUCAUUUAGGUUUGAAUGCAGAGGGUGUUUAAUAGUGACACUUCAGUGGGGACUGAAUGUGUAAUCACAGGGUGUGGAAAGACAGCCGCCUCAAUGCCACUUCAUGUAUUCUCAGUUACCGGAACAGGUUGCCUUGCAUUGUUGUUGCCUUUCUGUGUAGCUACACUUUGCGAUCAUCACCUUACCCGUCAGUAGUUUUGCCUUUAUGUUCCUCCACCUCUCCAUCACCAGCGUCAGUCUGCAGCCAGUGCGUAACUUCAGGCAGUAUUAAACUUUAGUUUGACAAAGUGGAUUUUUUUUUCACAUUGCUACCAUCUGCUUUCAGGUUGAGUGUUAAAUAGUUGAGGAAACUACCUUUGAGAUGAACCAGUGUACAUGUGGAGCACACAUGUUUGACAGAUCCUCUAAUUCACAUGUCAUACAUGUUCUAGUUUGUCUGCAAACGUCUCCCCUUUCUUUGGUGCUUAUACUUUGUGGUCACUUUACACUUGAAUGUAGCAAAGUCUUGCAGCUGAAUUGUGCUGUUGAUGUGAAUCGGUAUUUUGUUUUUUUCUUUCUCCGUGCUGUUGCCUUCAGUUGAGCGCCAUUGCUAAAAUGAGUUUUGAAUGGCUCUCAUCUUUUAAUUUGCCCAGGGUAAUUCUGAAAUGACACAAUUUAACUCUGUAACUCCCGCUUCUGUGGAGAGUCUGCUUUGAAUAAAAGCUGAAGAAUUGAGAUAUGAAUAGAUUCUAAAUUUAUUACUGCUCUACCCUCUCGAUUUUAGUCAACUUGUUGCUCAUUUACUUCAAAUAGUUUUAAAAAAACAUGACAUAUCCACGUUUCCACAUUCAGAGUCAAUGUUGAACCCGUUGAGUAUGUCAGUGCUGGAGAAGUCAAAGGAGCUGGUCCUCAUAUUUCGGCUUUUUACAGUGUUCAGGUUCCCCACAGCAUUUCUGAUUUUUUUUUUUUUUUAUUUUUUUUUUAAAUUGGAAAUAAAAACAACUU